AUCUGAGGCAGGAGUUGGGAGUGAGGACACGGCAGGCUCCAGAGGAGCCUCAGUCCUCUGACACAGAGAAGUCCGACAUGGUGGUCCAGACUGACCGCAUUGACUCUAACAAGCUGGCCGAGGAGUCAGCUCCCAGUACACCUAGGACACCAGCACAGACUGGUAAAGCUCUCCCUAUUGGUGCCAAUGGCAGCUCCACUCCACUCACUCCCACAGCUAGGAUAUCAGCACUCAAUAUAGUAGGAGAUCUACUACGUAAAGUAGGGGCCUUAGAAUCCAAAUUGGCAUCCUGUAGGAAUUAUGUGAAAGAUCAGCCUACCAAGGGUAACACACCAAAAGCAGGGUCAGCACCAAGCCCUGUUAAUACCCCAAGGUCUGGGCAAAGUGGAGGAAGAAAAAACAGUGUCUCCAGUGCCUCGCCGUCCUCUUCAGCAUCUAUUUUUGAUUUCGGGUUUCGCGGCUAUCAAAAAGGUGCCAGUUACAUACUUGAAAAACUUGGGAGAGGUGGAACGUAGGGAAACCUUGAGUAAGAAACUCAACCGAGGGUCCGCCACCCCGGCUCAGAGUGGUUUAGUCAAGAUCACAGUGUAGUUCAGCAGCAGAGAUCUGGGCACAGACGAGUCCCACACAGCCUUUCCCAGACUUUUGUGGAAAUCUUUCUGUGGGAUUCAUGCAUAGGUUUUUGCACAAGGAGGCGUGUCUUACUCAACUUUUCAUGUAGAUCGUACAACCAGUGUAUGUUGUGAAGCAUAUCUAACAGCUGUGAUGAUAACUUUCCUUGAAAGAAUGACCACAGAUCCUUCAGAUGUGUAUGGAAGUUUGGACAUUCGUGGAGUGAAAUUUGGAUAACAUAACGAGUUGAUGCCUUACAUGGGUCUUUGUUUAAAAAGUGCUACCCGUUGGGCUACCUGGCACUUAGGAGUGAAAAUGAUUUAAUUUGUGCAGGUUGUUAACAGCUGCUGAUUAAAUCUUGCAAACAUUCUUCACUCAAAUAUGGUAUGUACCUCAGGGUUAUAGAGUCAUCAGAGGAUAGCAUGGAUAUGAAAUAAAGAAAAAAAAAAGCUCCCUGUGCAAAACUUACCCCUUGUUUAACUAUUCCUCUUCAUUUUCAGUUUUUUUUGUUUUUUUUUUAAUCAUAUUGGUACACAUUUCAAUGCCCACACUGCUAUUGCUGCUUUGUAUAGAUUCGUUUCAUAAGGCCAGACUUCAGCUACUUGCGGCGGUCUGUCCCUGUCCCUGCUGCCUUAGGAAUCAUUGUGUUCUUCAACUCACAACUUGUUUUCUGUUUCAUUGUAUAUUUCACAUACACACACUGUAUCAUACCUCAUUUCAAGAUAUCCUUAUUUAUGAAUCGCUCUUUCAGAGCACGGUUCACAUUUUAUUACCUGUUUUAUUAUAUGUAACACAGGUUUCAGUGGGUAGAAUACAUCUAUAUACAUAAAUAUAACUUAGUUUAGGUGGUUUCUUAAGAGAUUGAUUGAGGUAAAUCUGAAUAUCAUUUGAUUGAUUUAGAUUUUUUAUUUGAUGAUUUAAAUUAAAUUAUUUUGACAAGCAUAUCCUCAUGAAAUUUGUUGACCUUGUCAAGUGUUCCUUAUAUAUCUAGUAUUUGGAUAAAACGAAACAUGGCUCUGGAAUGAAUAAUAAUAUUACACAGAAUAUAUAUUGGUAACGGUAUUCAUUUCAGUGGUUACCUGAACUUCUUUACCUUUUACAUGAUAUUGUAAUGAUAAAAACGCAAUUUCGAUUUGGAAGGUUUAAGAUAAGCUUUAUACAUUUGGGCAGUUUUUAAUUUUCUGACUGACCAACUAGGGGAUAUUGACCAGUAAGAAGUGGCAAAAAUAGAGCCUUAUUUCCAGUUUCUGAGAAUCCUAAUAGCCAAUGUCAGUUUUCUUCUGAAUGAAGACGAUAUAAAUGUCAGUCGUGUUUUGUUCUGGCCAGAAACUUUAUUGUGGAUAUUAUUAUCAUUAUUAUUUACUUUUGGCAUAGGAUAAACAUAGUAUGACGAUUGGAGUACGACGCCUAUCUCUCCCUACAAAAGUGUAUAUUCCUGUUAUUUAAUAAUACGUCAGCCUUUCAGAUGUAAUACAUAGAAUGAAUGUUAAAGCAGUGUUUUGCUCAAUUGUGCUGCUAUAUAUGAUUCGUUUUCUUUCGCUUUCAUUGAAAUUUUUAGAGGCGAUAUAUUUCUUGACUUCGGAUCUUUAAUGUAAAUUAUAACGUGGCCACAAUUAUACGUUUUAAAACUUGCCGAAAUGACAAAGUAAGAAUGUUAUCGGAAGAAAGAUUAAGUGUAAAGUAUACUUUUUAAAAAAUACAGACUUAACCGUUAACUUGUAGCUGAAACGGUUACUUUUUAAAUGCGACUUCAAACUACAUUAAUAAAUUUUUAGU
Messenger RNA from Lingula anatina, 2388 nucleotides. Its product is annotated as nuclear distribution protein nudE homolog 1. Gene Ontology annotation, molecular function: microtubule binding. Gene Ontology annotation, cellular component: kinesin complex; centrosome; kinetochore. NCBI's taxonomy places the organism in Eukaryota, Metazoa, Brachiopoda, Lingulata, Lingulida, Lingulidae. Gene Ontology annotation, biological process: establishment of mitotic spindle orientation; centrosome localization; vesicle transport along microtubule. The record is from RefSeq and is a predicted model, not a curated record.